This is a messenger RNA of Culex quinquefasciatus (southern house mosquito), 1251 nucleotides long. RefSeq names its product phytanoyl-CoA dioxygenase domain-containing protein 1 (gene Phyhd1). Bases 218 to 1081 code for a protein of 287 amino acids. The record is from RefSeq and is a predicted model, not a curated record. Lineage: Eukaryota; Metazoa; Arthropoda; Insecta; Diptera; Culicidae. The transcript has 3 exons.
CAGCUGCAGUUGACCAGUACAGUCCGGUGCGUGUCUUUCGGUCGGGUGUUCCAAAUCGUGUGUCUGCUCGUUUUGCUCGUGACCGACCGUUUGUUGUUGAUUCAAGAUAAGCUCAGCCUGGUGGGCAUUUGAGAAAGUUCAAGUUCGAGCUGAUAAGUGGCUUAAGUGAUAAGCCUUGUUUGUUCAGAAAGUUCUUAGAUCGUCAUCGCCUAAAAUUAUGAGGAACCUACUCAUUGAUCAGAUACGCGAGGACGGUUACGCCGUCGUCGAUGACUUUCUGUCCCCGGACGAGGUCCAGGAGUUGCUCGAAGCGGGCAAAAACCUGCACAAAGAUGCCCCCAAGGAGGAACGCAAGGUGUUCAGCACGAUCAACUCCAAAACGAGCCAGAGCCGGGACCGGUACUUUAUCGAAAGUGGCGACAAAGUUCGGUACUUUUUCGAGGAGGGAUCUGUCGGUGAGAACGGAGAGCUGCUGGUGGACCCUUCGGUCGCGCUGAACAAGGUCGGCCACGCGCUGCACUCGGAACAUCCGGUUUUCACGAAGGUUACCAUGUCGAAUCGGGUGAAGGAGGUUUGCUGGCAGUUGGGCUUCCAGACGCCGGCCGUUGCGCAGAGCAUGUACAUCUUCAAGAACCCGGGCAUUGGUGGAGAGGUCAAAUCACACCAGGAUGCCACAUAUUUGUACACAGAACCUAGCACGACCAUCGGGUUCUGGAUUCCGCUGGAGGACGCCACGCUGCAGAAUGGAUGUUUGCACUUUAUCAAGGGAUCGCACAAGAGUGGAGUUCACAGGAGGUACAUUCGCAACCCGGACGCGUCCUCACCGGAACUGCUCAUCUACGAUCGCCCCGCACCCCUCUACCCGCAGUCCAACUUUGUGGCCGUCCCCGUCAAAGCGGGCUCGCUGGUCCUCAUCCACAGCCAGGCCGUCCACCGGAGCGAUGCGAACCGAUCGGACCGUAGCCGGCACGCGUACACCUUCCACGUGAUCGAAACCGAGGGCUGCGAGUACUCCGCCGAGAACUGGCUCCAGCCGGCCGAGGAUCGACCCUUCCCGGUGCUGUACGAGCGGGAUCCCUGAAAGGGCUGCGAGUUCGUGUACGUGCGAAUGGUUGGUUCUGCUUCGAUGCGUUGAUGUGCCAUAGAUGAUUUCUUUAUUUUCUUUUAUUUGUGUACUCUUUAUUAUCGCCUUUUAUACGCUAUAAAUAUGAGGAAAUAUAUGUUUUGAUUAAGAUGAAUGCGAUUGCAACA